Molecule: messenger RNA, 843 nt
Organism: Cryptosporidium muris RN66
Lineage: Eukaryota; Apicomplexa; Conoidasida; Eucoccidiorida; Cryptosporidiidae
Product: diphthine synthase family protein
Exons: 1
Coding region: 1-843 (280 amino acids)
Biological process (GO): protein histidyl modification to diphthamide
Molecular function (GO): diphthine synthase activity
Source: RefSeq, a predicted model, not a curated record
AUGGUGCUAUAUUUUAUAGGUAUUGGUCUAUGUGAUGAGAAAGAUAUAACAUUAAGAGGCUUAGAAGUGAUAGAAAGUGCUGAUAAGAUAUAUUUAGAAUCAUACACAGCUAUUCUGUCACCAAAUGCUAAUAUAGAAAAAGUUUUAGGGAAGAAAACUAUUAUUGAAGCUGAUCGAAAAUUUAUAGAAGAAGGAAGUGAUAUAAUGUUAGAUGAAGCAACUAAUCAACAAGUAGUUUUAUUAGUUGUAGGAGAUCCACUUUGUGCUACAACCCACUCUGACCUAAUGUUAAGAGCAUAUGAAAAGAAUAUACAAGUUGAAAUCAUCCACAAUGCAAGUAUAAUAUCAGCGAUAGGUGCUACAGGUUUACAAGUAUAUAAGUUUGGUGAAACAGUUUCAAUUCCAUUUUUUGAUAAUAAUUGGCAACCAGAAAGUUUUUAUGAUAAAGUCAAGCUUAAUAUGAAGCAAGGAUUACAUACUUUGUGCUUACUUGAUAUUAAGGUUAAAGAGCAAUCAUUAGAUAAUAUGAUGCGAAAUCUACCCAUCUUUGAAUCUCCCAGAUAUAUGAAUAUUAAUCAAGCAAUUAAACAAUUAUAUAUAAUUGAGAAGAAAAGAAAUGAGAGAGUGGCAUUACCCAGUACAUUAGCAUUUGGAGUAGCUAGGAUAGGUUCAAAGAAUCAACUGAUUUUAGCUGGUACAUUAGAACAGUUAUCCUCUGUAGACUUUGGAGAACCACUACAUUCACUUGUUUUAUGUCAUCCAGAACUUCAUUUAAUAGAGAAGAAAUUCUUCGAAAUUGCUAAUAAACGUAUGAUUGAUCAACUAGAAGCUAGAUCUGUUUGA